AUGUGGCGCCGCAUAGCACAGCCCUUGGCCGCGGCGGCGCUGCCGGCGGCCGUGGCUGUGCAGCGGCAGGGCACGCAGUGUGAAUCCUGGAGCAAGAAGCAAGCAGGCUGCCCCACUGCAAAGCCCGUGCAGCCGAAGUCGCCUGUGCCCUCUGACAUCGACAUCGCCCAGUCGGUCCAGCCAGUCCCCGUCAAGCAGGUCUUCGCCGGGGCCUUCGGCCUUAAGGAUGAGGACCUUUUUUCGUACGGGCCCUACAAGGGCAAGAUCAACCUGAACCUCUGGGACCGCCUCAAAGACAAACCAAACGGCCACUACGUUGUGGUCUGCGGGAUCAAUCCAACCCCGCUCGGUGAAGGCAAGUCCACAACCACCGUGGGACUUUCUCAAGCUCUCGGUGCUCAUCUCGGCCAGAAGGUUCUGACGAACAUCCGCCAGCCCUCCAUGGGACCGACCUUUGGAAUAAAGGGAGGCGCUGCCGGAGGCGGAUAUGCGCAGUGCUUCCCCAUGGAGGACUUCAACCUCCACAUGACUGGCGACAUCCAUGCCAUCACCGCCGCGCACAACCUUUUUGCCGCGGCCAUCGAUACCAGGUACUACCACGAGAACAGCUCAUCGGCAAAGUUCAUCUGGAAUCGUCUCUGCCCUGUUGACAAGCACGGCAAGCGCCAGUUCGAACCAUCGAUGUACGCUCGCCUGGAGAAGCUGGGCCUGUCCCACAAAAAACACGAUCCCGAUUUGCUGACAGAGGAGGAGAUUGAAAAGUUCUGCAUAUUGGACAUCGACCCGGACACGAUCACAUGGAGGCGUGUGACCGACUGCAGUGAUAAGUAUUUGAGGAAGGUGGAGAUUGGGUUGAACUCGUCCGAGUUCUCCAAGAAGAAGGGAGAGCAGAUGAAGCGGAUGGCUUCCUACGGCAUCACCGUCAGCUCCGAGAUCAUGGCAAUCCUGGCCUUGGCCACGGACUUGAAGGACCUCCGCACGAGACUGGGGAAGAUGAUCUGCUGCUACUCCAAGAAGGGGGAGCCCAUCACAGCAGACGACUUCGGCAUUACAGGCGCACUGGCAGUCCUCAUGAUGGAUGCGCUGCCACCGAACACGAUGCAGACCCUUGAGGGUACGCCAGCCCUCGUUCACGCAGGGCCCUUUGCCAACAUCGCCCAUGGCAACUCCUCCAUCAUCUCUGAUCUUAUUGGCCUGAAGCUCGUCGGCAAGGGUGGCUAUGUGCUGACCGAGGCCGGAUUUGGCUCCGACAUGGGCGGCGAAAAGUUUUUCAACAUCAAGUGCUACUACAGUGGCCUCAAGCCAGACUGCGCCGUGAUUGUUUGCUCGGUUCGGGCCUUGAAGCUCCACAGCUGCGAGGCACCGAAAAUAGUGGCCGGGCAGACACCCUCCAAGGAGUACAGCGAGGAGAACCUGGAUCUGGUCCAGAAAGGCUGCUCUAACCUGGUGGCACACAUCCAGAAUGUGCGCAAGCAUGGCGUGAAGGCUGUCGUGGCCAUCAAUCGCUUCGGCACUGAUACUGAUGCGGAAAUUGAGCUUGUCAGAAAGGUCGCCCAGGAGAACGGCGCCUUUGCAGCGGUCGUGGCUGAACACCACGCCAAGGGAGGAGCUGGGGCGACGGCCUUGGGAGAGGCCGUGAUGUCUGCCUGCAAAUCGGGACCAUCGGAGUUCAAGUUCCUCUACGAUGCGGGGAAAGACUCCAUCAAGACCAAGAUCUUGAAAGUCGUGCAGGAUGUCUACGGCGGAGCUGAUGUGAAGUAUUCGGCCAAGGCGGAAGCCGUCCUGGCCAAGUACGAGUCCGACCCGGCAAUCCGAUGCCUGCCGAUCUGUAUGUCCAAGACUCAGUACUCCCUGUCGGACGAUCCGAAGAAGUUAGGCGCCCCUAAAGGAUUCACGAUCACAGUGCAAGACAUGUAUGUGAGUGCUGGGGCCGGCUUUAUCGUGGUUUCGCUUGGUGACAUCACCUUCAUGCCUGGCUUGCCCAUCAAGCCGGCAUACUACAAAAUCGAUUUGGAUUUCAGCCAGCACCCGCCACGGGUGGUGGGUCUAUCUUAG
Molecule: messenger RNA, 2055 nt
Organism: Symbiodinium sp. CCMP2592
Lineage: Eukaryota; Dinophyceae; Suessiales; Symbiodiniaceae
Source: the annotation of a GenBank genome assembly